AUGGCGUCGUCGGCAGCUUCUGCAGAACCAGGAUGCGCAGCAGGGCCCGAAACCAAAGUCUCGAACGAUAGCCCUGCAGAGACUGAUCUCCCAAAGCUAUCGGCCGCAGACUUCAGCGAAUACAACCAAUUGGCAGACAUGAUGAACGCAUAUCACAACCAUUUCCGCCACACGUGGAACAUCCUCUACAAAACAUGCACCUCGGGCUCCCGACCGGGAGGCAUGUCCAUCCGCUCCUUCUUAAACCAAGGCCUCCAGCUCUGCCGACAGCUAACGAUGCACCACACGAUCGAAGAGCAGUACUUCUUUCCCCCGCUCGCGACGCGCAUGCCGGUUUUUGCGGAGAACGACCACCUGAUCUCGCAACACGAGCAGAUCCACGAAGGCCUGGUCAAACUCGAGGAGUACCUCGAUGCGUGCCGCAAGGGCGAGCGGGAACUGAGGCUGCCGGAGUUGAAGGAGGUCAUGGAUUCGUUUGGGGAGGUGCUGUGGGCACACCUCGACGAUGAGGUGAGGACGUUGGGGGCCGAGAAUAUGCGGAGAUAUUGGACGAAGGAGGAGAUUGCUGCGAUGAAUCUUCAUUGA
Molecule: messenger RNA, 585 nt
Organism: Exophiala aquamarina CBS 119918
Lineage: Eukaryota; Fungi; Ascomycota; Eurotiomycetes; Chaetothyriales; Herpotrichiellaceae
Exons: 2
Coding region: 1-585 (194 amino acids)
Source: RefSeq, a predicted model, not a curated record